Oncorhynchus mykiss (rainbow trout) is the source of this 4524-nucleotide messenger RNA. It is a transcript of the gene slc25a16, whose product is annotated as solute carrier family 25 member 16. Lineage: Eukaryota; Metazoa; Chordata; Actinopteri; Salmoniformes; Salmonidae. The record is from RefSeq and is a predicted model, not a curated record. Gene Ontology annotation, biological process: transmembrane transport. Gene Ontology annotation, cellular component: mitochondrial inner membrane.
UGAUCAGUGACGUCAUUGACAUGCGCCGGUGCAACUCUCGAUGGUUGGUGAUCAUAAAAACACGUGCCUUCACCCUUCAUACAUUUAACCCAGGUAGAAAACUGGUUUUGUUGCUGUUUUUCUAAUAACUUUUGGCUAUCAAUUAGCUACGGAUGACUUGCAAAAACAGGGACCGAAAACUGAACUAACAGAUUUGUCGCUCGGUGAAGUUGUCUCUGCGAGCGCCCGCUAAGCAUGUUUGUUUACUUGGGGAAUCCGGAAGGGCCUGAGGCUGCCUGCAAAUGCUAACGCGCCCGCUAGCUCCAUUGUGCAACGUUCGUUCAUCUGACAGUGUUGACCUUGCAGCGGGUAAGAUGGCUAAUAUACGUUAUCAAUACAGCAACAGUCGAUUGAACUUUAUGGCUGCAUUAGGGUCCUGAUUGAACACACACACCAUGGCAACUGAGGCUGCAGUCUCCACCCCUGGUCGUCCUGCAAUCCCCAACCACUCUCAGGGGGACUAUCACUUUGUCCGCUCAUUCGUAGCUGGAGGUGUAGCUGGAUGCUGUGCCAAGUCCACCAUUGCUCCUCUGGACAGAGUAAAGAUCCUACUGCAAGCCCAUAGCCCCCACUACAAAGAUCUGGGAGUGGUAGCCACUCUCCGUGCUGUGCCAAAGAAGGAGGGUUACCUGGGGCUGUAUAAAGGCAAUGGGGCUAUGAUGGUCAGGAUAUUCCCCUACGGAGCCAUCCAGUUCAUGGCCUUCGACAAAUACAAGAAGAUCCUCAGUAAACAGCUGGGCAUCUCUGGACACAUCCACAGGCUAAUGGCCGGUUCUAUGGCAGGGAUGACAGCAGUGAUAUGUACGUACCCUCUGGAUGUGAUAAGAGCCCGUCUGGCAUAUCAGGUGAAAGGACACCAUCGCUACACAGGCAUCGGAAAUGCCUUUCAGACGAUAUACCUAAAGGAAGGAGGCAUCCCUGGCUUCUACAAAGGUCUCAUCCCAACCCUUAUAGGCAUGGCUCCAUAUGCAGGGUUCUCGUUCUUUACCUUCGGCACGCUGAAGAGUCUAGGUCUGGCCCACUUCCCAGAGCUACUGGGGCGACCGUCCUCAGACAACCCAGAGGUGAUGGUGCUGAAGACCCAUGUCAACCUGCUCUGUGGAGGGGUGGCUGGAGCUAUCGCACAGACCAUUUCCUAUCCUCUAGAUGUUGCCAGGAGAAGGAUGCAGUUAGGAGUGGUACUUCCUGAUUCGGACAAAUGUCUAACCCUGACCAAGACUCUGAAGUAUGUGUACAGUCAGUAUGGGAUGAAGAAGGGUCUGUACAGAGGGCUGUCUCUCAACUACAUCCGCUGUGUGCCCUCUCAGGCUGUGGCCUUCACCACCUAUGAGUUCAUGAAGCAAACCCUCCACCUCAACUAGCUGCUCCCUCCCUCCCCAUCCAUCCAACUCCACCCUUCAUCUCUGCCUAGCUGGAUUGGGGCACGUUCACUAAGGCUAAACACUCAAACGUUUAGAGAGCAAAAGAUCUCUAGUAGCGGUCUAUCUCAAAACAGCCUGACCAAGAGCAAUCACUGGGGCUAUACAUUCUGAGAUGUUUAAGAACUUCCUUAGGAACUCCCUGCAUCUCAACACAACCUGACCGGGGAACUUCCUUAGGAACUCCCUGCAUCUCAACACAACCUGACCGGGGAGCUAUAAAUUGGACAACAUUUUUCUGAACGUCUUUCAGUGCUCUGAAUAUUUCUUAUUAGAUGUGUUAAUUUACCCUAGUUAACCUUUUCUGUUUUAAGGAGGUCGGCUUCCGCUUGGAGGUAUUGAACUCUGCUACCAGAGGAGGCCAUUGAGGCUCAGCCACUGGAGCCACGCUGAGCCCAGUCGCUCUUUGUUCCAGUCGGAAAGCAGAUGAAGGCACUGGGCCCCAUGGCAAUGCCUCAAACAACUGGCAGUGCCAAUCCAGUGCCCCUGUCUGUUCUCAGCUCCUGCUUUUGUGAUUCUCCCUCUUAUGUCGCAACUAUUGCCAUGGAUACCUAUGGACAAUGACUCCCUCUGCUUCGAUGAGUGGCUAUGUGCAAUGAACCCCUAACAACUGUCGUUGGUAAUGGCAUAGCAACCCAAUUCUGUACACUGCCUCCCACCCUACCUAAGAAGUCACACAGACAAUAACGGAGGGGAAAGUCACACUGGGCAAUCUGCCUUAACAUAAUCGGAGGUCUUCUUUUCCUCAUGUACCUACCUGACACUUGUGAGUACAAACCUAGACACAUAAAAUAAUGAGACAAGGAUUUAAAUGUGUAAUAUGUCCGUUUUUAUAAGAGUUAUAGGACAACUCCUACAUUUUAUGAGAAUUAAGAACACUCUCCCCAAGCUUGUGUUUAACACAGAACUGUGCUUUUUGAGCAUCCUGAGUUUAGUAGAAUCCAAAUGAUAAAAUCCCAAAACAUCACAUUCAGUUUGUUCAAAACUGAACAUCAAAUGAUAUUAUUUUGAUGGUCUCCCAAAAGUCUCAUUGUCGGACAUUGAAACAGGUUUGCCCCAUGCAGUUUAACAGAUAUGGUGUGUAUCUGUAGGAGUGUUGUCUUUGGUGUUGACGUGUUUGUGUCCAUUCAGGGUUUAGUGUGUAGUAAGUCUCUUCUCUACUGUGCAGGUUUGGGGUCCAAUGCCUUGUUGUAUACAAGUUGCUAUUUAUGUAUUGUGUUCCUAUCCACAAAGCCUCUGUGCACUUUGCCAAUAUUUUACCCGUGUAACUAACAGAUCUAUAUAGAUAGAUAUCUAUCUAUAUAUCUAAUUGCAACAGAGACAUAGGACACAUAGUGUCUGAAAUGCCACCCUAUUCCCUAUAUAGUGCACCAGUCCGGCUCUGGCCUAAAGUAGUGCACUAUAUAGGGAAAAGGGCAUCAUCUUGGACAUAACCAUGGCUGCCAGUCAGUUUUUACUUUAACCAGGCCAGCUUGUCAUUGGCUACGACGUGACAAUGUUGGGUACAAGGCAGUGGUGUAGCGUGCAGAAACAGUCAUGUUCUCGGGCUAAUGAUGCUGUGUACCUACCCGAAGAGGAUAUCCGUUGAGGAAAGGGUCUAGCAGGGUUGCAAAAUCCAACUUUCCCAGAAAUUCCAUUUGGAUGAUUUUGAUAUUGUUCCUGUGAGAUGACAAUGAACUGAGGUAGGCUAUGGGCUGACCGUGGUGGUUUUAACAAGUUGUGUUUUCUUUACCUCUUGCCUACAUUUCCCUGUGUUCAGGUGUGUGUUGUGGGGUGUAGAAAGCAUUUGUCAGCUACUGAUCUAGACACUAGUAUUAAAAGAUGUGCUAUAUAAUGUAUCCUAUGUAAGAGUUGCUAUGUGGUUUAAGCACCCAAAUGGAAACCUGAGUUAAGUACUUCAAGGGGGGAAAAAACUAGCACGUUGGAGCCUUUGGCUUUUUUGUGUUUAUUUAUGAAAGUGUAGUGUGACUGUGGCCACAAGGUGUCCACGAUGAGUCAGUAAUACGUUUACCGACAACGAUCAUUUGUAGCCUGCCCUGCAUAUAACUGGACAUUACCAUGCUGAAGCCUUCAUAACCACUACUACAGCGACGUAUGUAUUCUGAUCUGUCCAUGUAUCAUCAUGAUGACUUUGGAUAUGUCAUUUUCCUCUUGGUUUGAAUGUACAUUGUGCAGCAUCUGUGUUCUGUACCCGUAUUCAUGAAGUGUCAGUUUAGCCUUUUCGAUCAUAAUGAAUAAGAGGGGGAUCUGAUGUCAGUACUAGUGCUUCAUGACAAUAUGCUCUGUUCUUCUCUUGUUUAGCAAAAUGAUGUAAGGAAGUCAUAAGAAUCAUAAUGCACAUCUCACUGGUCUCAAGUCACUUCCUUUCCCAAUCUACUGUACUUUCCGUCACCUGCACUGAACGAGCUGGAUAGGUAAAAGCUACUUCCUGGUAGGCACAUUGUUUUCCCAGACUUAUUCCACUUAAAAAAAUAACUGCUAUUUUUGAUUAAUAAAAGUUUAAAUUCGCUAUUCAGAAAAGUCCCUCUCCCACUAGAACAGUGUUGCCCAAACUCUGUCAUUGGGUCCCCAAGGGGUGCACAUUUAGUUUUUUGCACUGCACAGCUGAUUCAAAUAAUAAACAAAUCAUUAAGCUUUGAUUAUUUAAUCUGCUGUGUAGUGCAGGGGCAAAAACCAAAACAUACCCAGGACCGAGUUUGGGAAACGCUGCGCAAGAAUGAACAAUAUUGAUAGGACAGGCGCUUGUCAGUCACAAUGUGAGCGAUGACAGGGAAACACUGCUGGUUUGGCAAUCUGCUGUCUGUCUCACCUCCAGGUACCUGUGGGAUUUGUGUGCGCUGUGGUUGAUUUGAAGUCAAAUUUCUUUACAGAUAACAAGAUGCGCCUUCAUCGUGGUAACGAUGAGUCGAAAUCCACUGAGCCUAAUUAUUGUUUUCUUGCCAAUUUUAUUUUGUGUGUUUCCUAUAGCCAGCCACGGAAUCGUGAUGCAUAGGCUAUUUACCGUGCUUUGAUUGACGACCGAACAGCAAAUGUUGACGUGUCAAACUGACUGAAUAAAAGUGAUCAC